This is a messenger RNA of Malassezia pachydermatis, 1389 nucleotides long. RefSeq names its product wbp1-oligosaccharyl transferase beta subunit precursor. Gene Ontology annotation, cellular component: endoplasmic reticulum membrane; oligosaccharyltransferase complex. NCBI's taxonomy places the organism in Eukaryota, Fungi, Basidiomycota, Malasseziomycetes, Malasseziales, Malasseziaceae. Bases 1 to 1389 code for a protein of 462 amino acids. The transcript has a single exon. The record is from RefSeq and is a predicted model, not a curated record.
AUGGCCAUUGUGGAAGACAGCGAACAGGCAUCGUACUCAACGUACUUUGAUUCACUCCUUGCGCGUGGCUAUGACCUGAGCAUCGCUGCACCUUCUGCAUGGAAAGAGGAAGACGACCUCUUUGUGCAUGGGGAGCGCAUGUAUGACCAUAUUGUCAUGCUUGCGCCACACCUGAAAAAGUUGCCUACGGGUCUUGAGCCCCAGACUUUGGUCGAAUUUCUGCAGAAGGGGGGGAAUAUGUUGGUCGCCCUCUCGCCGCAACUCACAGAGGCGUGGCGCGAUUUUGCCCGUGAGUUUGGUCUCGACUUUGGCGAGCGUGGCAUGAAGCUGGUCGAUCACUUCGGUUACGAUACCGCUUUGGACUUGGGCGAUCACUCAGCUGUGCGUGUGGGCGGCAACGUGAAGGAGCGUGGCUCGCUGGCUGCUGGUGGUAUUGUGCCGAAUGCUGCUGUAUUCUCCGACAAGACACGCAUGUCUGAAGACUCGCUGCUUUUCCGUGGAAUCGCACAUUGGGUGGGCCCGAAUCCGUUGGCCUUCCCCCUCUUGCUGCCUCCCCUGACAGCGUACCAAAGUGAUGUGCCCAAGGUCACCGGUGAGCCCUCCGCGUUCACGGCAUCCAACAUUAACAAACUGGAGGCACUGCACGAUAUGACGGAUUUGCUCACUGGCGCGGAUGCCCAUUCCGAAGAUGCUACGGCCUCGCUGGCGUCGGCCGUGCAGCUGCGUGAUAACUCCGCGCGUGCUGUGUUUGUUGGCAGCUUGGAGCUCUUCCAGAACGACCUUUACGGGGACGCAUCACGCCCGCUUCAACGCUCAUUUGUGGAUGAUCUCACCGCUUGGACCUUCCAAGAGUCCAGUGUGCUACGCAUUGCCAGCAACUCGCAUCAACGCGUUCGCCUACAUGAACACGAUGUGCGUCCUGACUAUGAAGAGCAGGACAAUGUCGUUUCCAUGUACCGCAUUAAAGAUAUUGUGAAGUAUGCCUUGACAUUGGAGGCGUUCGAUGGGGCUCGCUGGGGCCCUGCGCCGAACGAUCUCGACCUCCAGCUCUCUGCAAUCAUGCUGGAUCCCUACGUGACCGAGCCUUUGCAUGCUGUGUCAAGCAAUGCAAACUCGACUACCUACACGACGACACUGCGUUUGCCAGACCGCCAUGGUGUAUUUACACUGCGUGUCAACUGGAAGAGGCCUGGAUGGACAUAUAUUCGUAAGGAUGAUGUUAUUCCAGUGCGACCUUUCAACCAUGAUGAGUAUCCUCGCAUGGUCAGCAGCUCAUGGCCAUAUAUUUCGGGUGCCCUGUCGACAAUGACUGCCUUUGUUGUAUUUGUCGCUCUGUGGUUCACACUUCCUGUGACAAAGGCGCCUGUUACCAAGACCAAGAAACAGUAA